Molecule: messenger RNA, 906 nt
Organism: Schizophyllum commune H4-8
Lineage: Eukaryota; Fungi; Basidiomycota; Agaricomycetes; Agaricales; Schizophyllaceae
Product: Caleosin-domain-containing protein
Exons: 4
Coding region: 84-809 (241 amino acids)
Molecular function (GO): calcium ion binding; monooxygenase activity
Source: RefSeq, a predicted model, not a curated record
GUCUUCUCGACGUUCCCAAGCGAACCACAGGCAAACCGUAGAGUGACGCAGAAGUCAUUUUCCUCCAUACUGAAUCAGAAACCAUGGCCGCACCCUCGUAUGCCACAGUCGCGAACCCCGAAGAGGAGACGCACGUCGUCGAAGAGGAGGCAGAGCCGCCGCGGGCUCCGAGUCCGACUCUCAAGCGAAGCGCGAAGAAGGGUGACCUCCAGAAUGGUAGCGGCUACAAUGGCAGCGCGCGAAAGCGACCGUCGCAGCAGCGCCAGAAAGGCGAGAAGACCGCCCUACAGAAGCAUGUCGCGUUCUUCGACCGAGACGGAGACGGCAUCAUCUGGCCUCAAGAUACCUACAUUGGAUUCUAUGCCCUGAAAUACGGCAUCAUCCUCUCGUUCAUCUCCACUGUCAUCAUCCACGGCAACUUCGCGUAUUGGACGCAGAAGUCGUGGAUCCCUGAUCCUUUCCUGCGCAUACACGUCGCCAAUAUCCACCGCGACAAGCACGGAUCCGAUACGGGAACCUACGAUAACGAUGGUCUCUACAUCGAGGACAAGUUCGACCGCAUUUUCGACAAAUACUCGUCCCUCCCCGAGAAGGACGGCCUCCUCGUGACAGACACUCUUCGGCUUAUUGUCGGCCAGCGCUGCGUACUGGACUUCCUCGGCUGGGGCGCAGCUAUCUUCGAGUGGUUGGCAACCUGGAUCCUGCUUUGGAACCGUCGGACGCCGGAGGGCGCCAUCAAGCGUGAAGAUAUGCUGAAGGUCUACAACGGCAGCAUAUACGAGGAAAUUUCGGGGAAGAAGAGAGCAUAAUUUGGAAACACCGCGAAGGGGAACUCCUUCGGACUAGGGACGUACGAACUUAGCGAGCUCCUGGACAAUAGAACAUCCUGAAGUCAUGCAGCGGUUU